AUGUCACCUGAAAUGAUGAUUUAUAAUCCGCUACAAAUUUUGAUGACCUUUGCAAUACUCAGCAUGUCUUCAAGCAAAGACACAAUACCCUCGUAUAUGCGCACUGAUUCGUAUCUGCAAACAACUUUAUUCACUCCUUCAGUUUCGGCGGCCAAAGCUAAAGACGGCAUAUCAUUUAUAUUCGGAUCAGAAGACUUUUCACACAUAUCACUAAAACCCGAUCACGAAUCACGUCCCCUAUGGAUAUCUCCAGUCACUGGUAAUAUAACCCUCGAAGCCUUCUCUCCAAUCGCAGAGCAAGCACAAGACUUUCUGAUAGCAAUCAGUGAGCCAGUGAGUCGGCCUUCUCAUAUACACGAGUACAAACUCACUCCAUACUCACUCUAUGCCGCAGUGUCUGUUGGAUUAGAAACAGAGGACAUUAUUGAAGUAUUGAAUAGACUGUCAAAGAUACAAAUUCCAGAACAGAUCGUUGAUCUUAUUAGACAAUGUACAUUUUCAUAUGGUAAAGUGAAGCUGGUAUUGAAGCAUAAUAGGUAUUUUGUAGAAUCAUCGCAUCCAGAAACACUUCAAAAAUUGUUACAAGACGACACUAUCGCAGCUGCAAGGAUAAUAAAUGAUGAUUCGCAAGAUAAAUAUUUUUUAAUGAAGAACAAAGCGCCUACUGCUAAAGAUCUUGUCAUUCCUGGAAAGAGAAUAGAGGAUUCGUUAAAAUCUUCAGAUUCAAUGGAUAUUGACACCGUAGACAAAAAUGCCCUUCCAUCUGAUGUAUCCGCCGAAAAUAAUGAUGAUGAAGGUUUGUUCAACACUGUUGUAGAAAUAGACAAGGAGGAUGAGGAAGACGAGGAUGUUGACGAAGUGCACUCAUUCGAGAUCGAUGCUGCACAAUUUGAAAAAGUAAAGAAGCGAUGCAAUGAAUUGGAUUAUCCUAUGCUGGAAGAGUAUGAUUUUAGAAAUGACACUACACUUGCUUCACUCGAUAUUGAUUUGAGGCCGAUCACAGUUAUUAGACCAUAUCAAGAAAAGUGUUUGAGCAAGAUGUUUGGUAAUGGGUGA
Messenger RNA from Paraglomus brasilianum, 1056 nucleotides. NCBI's taxonomy places the organism in Eukaryota, Fungi, Glomeromycota, Glomeromycetes, Paraglomerales, Paraglomeraceae. The record is from the annotation of a GenBank genome assembly.